AUGAGCCUAGUCAGAAUUUCAGCUUCAAUAGAAACCGAGGAUUCACAACCGACCUCGUAUAAUGCCCUCUACAACGCCCGCCAAGCUCCGAGGCUCUCCCCCGAGGCUCAGCGACUCUUCUGGACUCUCGACGGUCCCCUGGCUGAAGCCGUCUGGAUCAUGAACACCAAGCGCGACCCGAGUUCUCUCGAGCCGUACUCUCAGGGCGACACCUGGCACCCGUUCUCACAGGCGCCGCUCACGGAGCCCAAGGUCUCGUCUAUCACCGUGCGCACCAACGAAUUACCCGAAUGGGGCGACACGUGCUUUGAGACGCACCGCGAACACAGAGACCCCGGCUGUGACGACGAGGACGGGUCCCUCUUCGCCCUUUGGGGUGACCUACUCUGCUACGAUCCGGAGGAGGACGAGGAGGGAUCAAUGCAUCUGCUGGGAGAGGCGGUAAGCGUAGUUGUAAAGCCUACUGUCGCUCCCUUUGUCACAAUACACGACUACGUGUCGGUGGUGCACCCCUGGCUCCUAAGUUCCCGCGAGGACCUUCUGGCUACCAUGGCUGCCAUGGCGGAAGGCCUGUACAACAAGCCACUGCCCGCAGAGACAAAGCUUAUGGUCAAUAUUAAGGACCCUCAUCUCUUGGUGAUGUGCGAGCAGGUGGAAAGGAUUAGUAAUAAUAUUAAACCGCAAAACAAGUGGUUGGCAACGACGGAUAUUUAG
Molecule: messenger RNA, 714 nt
Organism: Colletotrichum destructivum
Lineage: Eukaryota; Fungi; Ascomycota; Sordariomycetes; Glomerellales; Glomerellaceae
Exons: 1
Coding region: 1-714 (237 amino acids)
Source: RefSeq, a predicted model, not a curated record